This is a messenger RNA of Asparagus officinalis (garden asparagus), 741 nucleotides long. RefSeq names its product protein CURVATURE THYLAKOID 1C, chloroplastic. The coding region runs from base 112 to 549 and encodes 145 amino acids. Gene Ontology annotation, cellular component: chloroplast thylakoid membrane; thylakoid. The record is from RefSeq and is a predicted model, not a curated record. NCBI's taxonomy places the organism in Eukaryota, Viridiplantae, Streptophyta, Magnoliopsida, Asparagales, Asparagaceae. The transcript has 7 exons.
UUCAUCCACUGAUUGGCUCCGAGUAUUCCCAGAAUCCAUCAAAGAUAUCGGAGACAGCAGCUUCGCUCCCCCAAUCCUCCUUCUCUUGAAGCAAACCGAACCAAGAGAAGAAUGGCUUUCGCCUCGGCAAUCUCUCUACCCUCUUUGAUCGUCCAUGGGAACAAAACCCAUUACAGGAAUCUGCGAAAGAUUCCAGUUUCAUCAGUUGCAGGAAAGCAGAGAUUUGUCGCAGUUGUCACAAAGGCUGUUGGUGAUAGUUCUGAUUCUUCCUCUGGAAGCAUAGUCAAAUAUGUUCAAAGUGCUCAGUGGAACAAUUCUGAAGAUCGAAUAGCUCUUGCCGGUUUAGGAUUUGCAGCCAUAGCGGCAGUUUGGGCAUCAGCUAAUCUUAUCGCGGCAAUUGACAAGCUUCCUAUAAUCCCUAGUACAUUAGAGUUGAUCGGGAUAUUAUUUUCCUGGUGGUUCAUAUAUCGAUACCUCCUAUUUAAACCAGACAGGGAAGAGUUGUCGCAAAAAAUAAGGACUUCAAUCUCAGAUGUAAUUGGUCAGUGACGUCCCCAAGCAUACAAGAAAGUAGUAGUAGUCAGGUAGAAGGGUGUAAAUUUUAAUUCAUUUGCAGUUGGUUUGGAUCAUCUAUAUUGUGCUGGAUCAUGAAUAGCUCCACUGCGAAUCUGUGAGCUGUUGAACUGUACUAUAUUAAACUGGAAGAUGUGCGUUGUUCUUUCUUGUUUUUUUGUGAGAAAA